Molecule: messenger RNA, 3829 nt
Organism: Theobroma cacao (cacao)
Lineage: Eukaryota; Viridiplantae; Streptophyta; Magnoliopsida; Malvales; Malvaceae
Source: RefSeq, a predicted model, not a curated record
GCAUUCUGGUACGCUUUUUUACUUUCCCUGCUUUCUGGCCAGACCCAAACACAGCUCAUCAAAGUAUAUAAACUUAGAAGGAAAGCAAAAACCCUUUACUAAUUUCAGCAGCCUCCGCGGUAGGGUUUUUUCACUUCUCUUCAUCUCCAUCUAUCGAGUGAGACCCUAAAAGAAAGCAAAAACAACUUAAAAAAACGAUGGCACAAUCCCUAGAGUUGUUGUUGAUCCAAUUCUUAAUGCCAGAUAACGAUGCAAGGAGGCAAGCGGAGGAGCAAAUUAAGAGAUUGGCAAAGGAUCCGCAAGUGGUCCCGGCUCUGGUUCAUCACCUCCGCACCGCCAAGACGCCCAACGUCCGCCAGCUCGCCGCUGUCCUCCUCCGUAAGAAGAUCACUGGACACUGGGCUAAGCUUCCUCAUCAGGUUAAGCAACUUGUCAAGCAGUCCCUCAUCGAAAGUAUCACAAUGGAACACAGUGCACCAGUGAGGCGAGCCAGCGCCAAUGUAGUGAGUAUAAUUGCGAAAUACGCGGUUCCAGCUGGAGAGUGGCCUGAUCUUCUUUCGUUUCUGUUUCAAUGUAGUCAGAGUCCGCAGGAGGAUCAUCGAGAAGUGGCAUUGAUCCUUUUCAGCUCUUUGACUGAAACAAUAGGGAGCACUUUUAGACCACAUUUUGCAGAGUUGCAAGCACUUUUACUCAAAUGCUUACAGGAUGAGACAAGCAAUCGUGUCAGAGUUGCUGCUCUUAAGGCAGUGGGGUCGUUUCUUGAAUUCACAAAUGACGGGGCUGAAGUGGUUAAGUUUCGGGAGUUCAUUCCUAGCAUUUUAAAUGUAUCAAGACAAUGCCUUGCUGCUGGUGAGGAGGAUGUUGCUAUUAUUGCAUUUGAAAUUUUUGAUGAACUUAUCGAGUCUCCUGCACCACUUCUUGGGGAUUCUGUUAAAUCCAUUGUACAGUUCUCCCUUGAAGUUAGCUCGAGCCAGAAUUUGGAAUCAAACACUCGCCACCAGGCUAUUCAAAUAAUUUCGUGGCUGGCUAAGUACAAAGCCAAUUCCCUAAAAAAGCAGAAGCUUGUCACACCUAUUCUGCAAGUAAUGUGCCCUUUGCUAGCAGAAUCAUCCAAUGUUGAUGAAGAUGAUGAUCUUGCUCCUGAUCGGGCUGCUGCAGAAGUUAUUGACACAAUGGCCUUGAAUCUCUCAAAGCAUGUCUUUCCCCUUGUUUUUGAGUUUGCUUCUCUAAGCAGUCAGAAUGCAAAUCCUAAGUUUAGGGAGGCUGCUGUCACAGCUUUAGGUGUUGUUUCAGAGGGUUGUGCGGAGUUGAUGAAGGAUAAGUUGGAACCUGUUCUUCAGAUCGUCUUAGGGGCAAUGAGGGACCCAGAGCAAAUGGUUAGAGGGGCUGCCUCGUUCGCAUUGGGCCAAUUUGCAGAACAUUUGCAGCCUGAAAUUAUAUCUCAUUAUGCAAGUGUUCUUCCCUGCAUUCUCAAUGCUCUGGAGGAUGUGUCUGAUGAAGUGAAGGAAAAGUCAUAUUAUGCUUUGGCAGCUUUUUGUGAAGAUAUGGGUGUGGAAAUCCUACCUUUUCUUGACCCCUUAAUGGGAAAGCUACUGGCUGCCCUCCAAAAUAGUUCCCGUAAUUUGCAAGAAACGUGCAUGUCUGCAAUUGGUUCUGUUGCAGCUGCUGCGGAGCAAGCUUUCUUCCCAUAUGCUGAAAGGGUUCUGGAGUUGAUGAAAGUAUUUAUGGUGCUCACCAAUGAUGAGGAUUUGCGUGCUCGGGCUAGAGCUACGGAGCUUGUUGGAAUUGUUGCAAUGUCUGUUGGAAGAACAAGGAUAGAUCCAAUUUUACCUGCUUUCGUAGAAGCUGCAAUUUCUGGUUUUGGAUUAGAAUUCAGUGAGCUUCGGGAGUACACUCAUGGAUUCUUCAGCAAUGUUGCAGAAAUUAUGGAUGACGGCUUUGUGAAGUAUCUUCCUCAUGUUGUACCCCUGGGAUUUUCAUCCUGCAACCUUGAUGAUGGGUCUGCGGUGGACAUUGAUGAGUCUGAUGAUGAGAAUAUUAAUGGUUUUGGUGAAGUUUCAUCGGAUGAUGAAGCUCAUGAUGAACCAAGAGUUAGAAAUAUCAGUAUAAGAACAGGUGUAUUGGACGAAAAGGCAGCUGCAACUCAAGCUCUUGGUUUAUUUGCCCAGCAUACUAAACAUUCUUAUGCUCCCUAUUUGGAGGAAUCACUGAAGAUUUUGGUGAGACAUUCAGGGUAUUUCCAUGAAGAUGUUCGGCUUCAGGCAAUCAUUGCUUUGAAACAUAUUUUGACAGCGGCACAUGCAAUCUUUCAGUGUCAAAAUGAUGGGUCAAUGAAGGCAAAAGAAGUUCUUGAUACGGUGAUGAAUAUCUAUAUCAAGACUAUGACUGAAGAUGAUGACAAGGAAGUUGUUGCCCAUGCUUGUAUGAGCAUAGCUGAUAUAAUUAAGGAUUAUGGGUAUAUGGCUCUAGAGCCUUAUAUGUCACAGCUUGUGGAUGCAACAUUGACAUUGCUUCGAGAGGAAUCAGCUUGUCAGCAAUUGGAGAAUGGGAGUGAUAUUGAUGAUGAUGAUGAUGCUGAACAUGAUGAAAUUCUUAUGGAUGCAGUUUCCGACCUUUUACCUGCAUUUGCUAAGUCAAUGGGUUCUCUCUUUGCUCCUAUAUUUGCAAAACUAUUUGAACCUCUGAUGAAAUUUGCGAGAGCUUCAUGCCCUCCACAAGAUCGAACUAUGGUGGUUGCUUGUCUUGCUGAAGUUGCGCAAGAUAUGGGUGCUCCAAUUGCAAGCUAUAUUGAUAGACUGAUGCCCUUGGUGCUUAAAGAGCUAGCAUCGUCAUCAGCAACAAAUAGAAGGAAUGCUGCAUUUUGUGCCGGAGAGCUGGCCAAAAAUGGGGGAGAGUCAACUUUGAACUUUUUCCACUCAUCAAUAAUAGAUAUUACACUGAUAUACUGCGAGGGCUUUACCCAUUAUUUGGGGAUUCUGAGCCAGAUGAUGCUGUCAGGGAUAAUGCAGCUGGUGCUGUUGCAAGGAUGAUAAUGGUGCACCCACAAUCCAUCCCAUUGAACCAGGUUCUUCCUGUCUUUUUGAGAGUUCUUCCACUAAAAGAAGAUCAUGAGGAGUCCAUGGCUGUUUAUAAUUGUGUCUCUAUGCUUGUUUUAUCGUCCUAUCCCCAGAUACUCUCUCUUGUCCCUGAGUUGGUAAAUAUUUUUGCUCAAGUUCUGGUGUCUCCAGAGGAAACUUCGGAAGUUAAAGCUCAAGUAGGAAGGGCUUUUUCUCACCUAAUUUCACUUUAUGGACAAGAGAUGCAACCCUUACUGAGCAAUCUUCCACCUGCACAUGCUAAUGCCCUUGCUGCAUUUGUCCCGAGCAGCUGAUAUCUGAUCACUUGAGCUCUAAAUGUUUCUUUGACAAAGAAAAAGGUCUAUCCCUAUUUUUCGCUGAGAGAGGUAUUUUUGUCCUACUCCUUCCAGUGCUGCCUCCAUUUUCCGGUUUGGAGAUGCUGCUUGUCCUUUUUCCUUUGACGAGCAUACUUGUGUGUGCAUCUGCAUCGGUGAUUGCAUGCAUGUAAUGUAUAUUGUUUUCUUGAACCAUUUUCUCAUGACAUUAAUUCUUUUUUAAUAAAAAAAAAUUUUGAAUGCUAUGUCAUAUAGUUUGUUUACUUCUUGAGGUUGGGUGAUUAUAGUUGGUUACAAGGUUUUGACGUUCGCAAGUUUGUGCUUUAUGUUGUUGUAUAGGAGAAUGGAGCUUUUAUCACAACAUGUAUGAAGAUACACUUUUUUUUUGGAAGUAUUUAAAUGAAUCGGGUGGUUGAGUCAAUAAUUGGUUACAGAUAA